Messenger RNA from Pieris brassicae (large cabbage white), 1359 nucleotides. RefSeq lists its product as uncharacterized. The transcript is spliced from 2 exons. The coding region runs from base 139 to 1314 and encodes 391 amino acids. NCBI's taxonomy places the organism in Eukaryota, Metazoa, Arthropoda, Insecta, Lepidoptera, Pieridae. The record is from RefSeq and is a predicted model, not a curated record.
AUUGGCGUGGCGUACUCGUUUAUCAGAGAUAUUCCUGAUAAAUAUUUACCUACAUUACCGUUGCCACGAGUGUUAAAAUAAGUUUGAUAAUAAUUAAUUCAAAGUAAACAGUGUCAAAAAGAUUGUGUGUUCCAAAUUAUGGAAAAUAAAAAGAAAACUUUGGACGACCUGCCUACAAACGUAAAACAGUGUAUAAACAACGUUAUUGAAGCGGAAAGACAUGCCAAAUACGAUGUUUAUGUGAGGAAUAUUUCUACUUGCGGUAAUAACUUUAUGGGUGAAUUAUUUGAGAUUGAUGUGACAAGCGCUGAUAAAGAAACAAAUAUAUUUGUUAAAAAAAUUAUAAAUAACGAAGACUUUAAAGUGUAUUCUAUAGCGGAAGUUUAUGAAAAGGAAGCAUUUAUUUACAAUGAACUUAGUGAUAUUUAUAGAGAAAUUCAAAAAUAUAGCAAAAUCCCAUCGGAUAUUGAAUUUAAAUUCCCCAAAAGUUACAAAGAGACAAAUGUAAACGCAAUCAUUUUGGAAAAUAUAAUAAAACGAGGUUAUAAACAGAAAGACAGAUUUGACCUGACUACGCUUGACUUUGGAGAAAUGUCUUUAAGGGAACUUGCAAAAUUCCAUGCCUUGUCAUUUGUUUUGGAGAAACAAAGACCUGAAUACUUUGAGAGUAAAAUAAGGACCAUUAAACAAUCGUUUGUUUAUGACGAAUACUGGAACGUAUUAGUUAAGAAAAUGUGUGAAGUGUCUAUUGCUCAGUUAAAAGAAAGCGAUAAAGAACGAGUCAGGCAGUUUAUUACACUUUCCUCAGUUAAGUAUCCACAGUAUAUGACAGGUGGAAGUUGUUCUAUCAAAUGCUUAUGUCAUGGAGAUUAUAAAAUGAAUAAUGUUAUGAUUAAGGAAGAGAAUGGAAAAUUCAUUGACGUCCUACCAAUCGAUUACCAGCAAAUAUAUUAUGGGAAUCCAAUCAUCGAUCUUAUUUACUUUAUAUACGCAUCAAGCGACAGGCCUUUCAGAAAGCAACACCUCCAUCACCUGAAAGAUUUCUAUUAUAGCGCCUUCAGCGAAUACCUUAGCAAUUUCGACAUGACUGUACAAAAUGUUUACCCAAAGGAAGAAUUCGACAAAUGUUUCAAAGAGUGCUUAGACUAUGCUUUGAUGUUUUCUUUGUAUUUUUAUCCGUUUUUCUAUAUAUCAGAGGACGAUACACACGAUGGAAAUGACGAUUUAAUGGACGUCACGAUAAGAGUGGAUAAAAUAAUGAGAGACAGGAUUCAAGAUGUUGUGGACGACUUCGUUGAGCUAGGAAUAAUUUAGAAUUAUUAAAUUUCACAGUCGUUACAUUUAAAGAGUAAAAAUUAU